This is a messenger RNA of Elephantulus edwardii (Cape elephant shrew), 921 nucleotides long. RefSeq names its product nitrilase family, member 2 (gene NIT2). Gene Ontology annotation, cellular component: mitochondrion. Bases 1 to 852 code for a protein of 283 amino acids. Lineage: Eukaryota; Metazoa; Chordata; Mammalia; Macroscelidea; Macroscelididae. The transcript has 10 exons. The record is from RefSeq and is a predicted model, not a curated record. Gene Ontology annotation, molecular function: omega-amidase activity. Gene Ontology annotation, biological process: L-glutamine metabolic process; oxaloacetate metabolic process.
AUGGUGCUUUUCGGGAGAACCAUGGCCACUUUUCGAUUGGCCCUCAUCCAGCUUCAAGUUUCUUCCAUCAAAUCAGAUAACCUCACUCGAGCUUGUGGCCUUAUCCGGGAGGCAGCUAAACAAGGAGCCAAAAUUGUGUCUCUGCCUGAAUGUUUUAAUUCUCCAUAUGGCACAAAAUAUUUUCCUGAAUAUGCAGAGAAAAUUCCUGGUGAAUCUACGCAGAAGCUUUCUGAAGUAGCAAAGGAAUGCAGCAUAUAUCUCAUCGGAGGUUCCAUUCCUGAAGCAGAUGCUGGGAAAUUAUAUAACACAUGUGCUGUAUUUGGGCCUGAUGGAAAUAUACUGGUAAAACACAGAAAGAUCCAUCUGUUUGACAUUGACGUUCCUGGGAAAAUGACAUUUCAAGAAUCGGAAACAUUGAGUCCUGGUGAUAGUUUCUCCACAUUUGAUACUCCUUACUGCAAAGUGGGCCUGGGCAUCUGCUACGACAUGCGCUUUGCGGAGCUUGCACAGAUCUAUGCUCAGCGAGGCUGCCAGCUGUUGGUAUAUCCUGGUGCUUUCAAUUUGACCACUGGACCAGCCCACUGGGAGUUGCUUCAGCGAGGCCGGGCUGUGGAUAAUCAGGUAUACGUGGCCACGGCUUCUCCGGCCCGGGACGACAAAGCCUCCUACGUGGCCUGGGGACACAGCACUGUGGUGAAUCCCUGGGGGGAGGUCCUUGCCAAGGCUGGCACAGAAGAAACAAUUGUGUAUUCAGACAUAGAUCUGAAGAAGCUGGCUGAAAUACGUCAACAGAUCCCCAUUUUUAGCCAGAAGCGAUCAGAUCUCUAUGCAGUGGAGGCAAAAAAGCUCUAAAAUUUCCAGCCUAUCACAGAAUAAGAAGAUAGGAUUCUGCAACAUAAUCAACUUCCGACUGAUUUUUUU